UCUGCCAGGAAGCUGUGUGGGAAGCCUUCCGUAUUUUUCUGGAUCGGAUCCCUGAUACUUCUGAAUAUCAGAACUGGGUUACUGCCUGCCAGAGGGAAACCUUCUGCAUAUUUGACAUUGGCAAAAACUUCAGCAAUUCCCAAGAGCACCUGGAAAUAAUCCAACGGCGAGUAAAACAUAGAACCUUCCAGGAAAGGAAAGAUGAAAUAUCCACAGAGAAAACAGGUGGCAAAAAGCUGGAAGACAUUCCUUCCAUUUCUACAGGCUCUUCUGGCAUAUCCCUCUCUCCGUAUGCACCAGUCCCUAACGGCACGCUGCUCAAUGAAAUUGUUAACGACACGAAGACUCCUGUGAAGGAGCUGGGAACAAAUACAGUCCCAGAACUGCCUGUGGAGCAAAUGGUGGAAUUCAGUGUCACCCUCACUGAUCAGGAGUACACACCUGAGCUUAGUGAUCCCAACUCCCCACAGUACCGACAGCUAGCUGCCAAAUUUCAGCUACAGAUGCAAAAAAUAUUUGAGAAACUUCCAGGAUUCAAAGAAAUUCACGUAUUAGGAUUUAAACAGAAGAAGGAGAAAGAUGGAUCAAGCAGCACUGUAGCACGAUACAUGGUAAACUUUGAGAGGGAUGGCUCAGAAAUCAAAAGCACAGCAGAUGACAUCUCAACUAUUGGAUCAAAUAAGGUUGAAAAUGAAAAAAUUCCACUUUCUCCAAAGGAAGAGAGGGAGAUAUCAGCAUCUAAACUCACAGUAACAGACCUUCAGCAACUGGUUGCCAUAGCACUCCACGAAGACCAGUCCCUGCCGAUGGACCUUGGAACCCUUCAGUUUACUGACGAAUCUUUUAUAUCACCUCGUGAUUUUGAUAAUGAUAUCCAGCCCAUGGUCACUAUUCCUCUGACGGGUCCUGAUUUGGAGGACUCCAUGAGCGUGGAACUCCCACUCGGUUACCCCAGCCCAGCAACAGCGGACCAAACAGGAGACGUCUUGGUCAGUGAAUUUACAACUGGAAUCCCUGUGCUAAGUGGAAAGAUCAGUGCUCCAGAAGACUUUAAUAAUUUUGUUUCAUCUGAACCUGUGUUCCCUACCAAACCUUCCAGAGAACCAUUUCAGGACAGAUCUCCUCCAGACACAGAAGGUAUCGCUACUGACCACCAAAGUUUCACAGUGCCUUUCAGUGCUCUGGGUAGCACUAGCAGUCCUCCAAAACCAGAGGAUUCCUAUUUGCCUCCUCCAGCAGAUGAUUCUGCUAGCAAUGACUUGAUCACCGAUGGCUAUGAGUCUCCAGUGGAGCAGGCUACUACAGUGGUGGUUUAUACCACAGGCAGCUUUACCCCAACAGAUCUCCUGCAAGCCAGAGAUGAGAGUAGUGAAGCUGAGGAGAAGAAAGAACUGACUGAUAUAACAGAACCACCUUUCAAGGAAGCUGACCAAGAUAGUUUGUCUGGUCAAG
Molecule: messenger RNA, 1452 nt
Organism: Cariama cristata (Red-legged seriema)
Lineage: Eukaryota; Metazoa; Chordata; Aves; Cariamiformes; Cariamidae
Product: interphotoreceptor matrix proteoglycan 1-like
Exons: 10
Biological process (GO): visual perception
Source: RefSeq, a predicted model, not a curated record